AUGGAUAGGACUGUAAUGCCUCUGAUAAUGGAAGGCGACAGAGCCUUUCUUCCCGAUGAAAUCAUGAUCAACAUUCUCAAAAGACUUCCGGUAAAAUCCCUAAUCCGAUUUCAAUGUGUAUGCAAACAUUGGGAAAAUCUUGUCAAGACACCGUCUUUCAUAGCAGAUCAUCUUGGCCACUCCACUCAUCGGAACCCUUCACUUCUUGUCCAAUGGGGUGGUUACAGGGACUUUGAUUUCCAAUGGGGUCAUUGCAGAAACUUUGAUUUCCAACUGAGUGUGCUGGGUUGCGACAUGCGGGAACUUGAAGUGCAGAAAGCACCUUUGAUUGAUUCCUUUCAGUCCGUAUACGUAGUGGGGUCCAGUAAUGGCUUGCUCUGUCUUCUGGCCGGAGAUGAUAGUAGCAGUGGUUUUGUGCUUGACAAGAAGAGUGAACGAAUAAUUCGAGUGGAAGUGUUCUCACUGUCUACAAAGUCAUGGAAGGAAGUAGAAUUUGGAAACCUGAAGGGUAUAAUUAUUGGCAAGCCUGAAGCUGUUAGUGCCAAUGGAGCUGUGUUUUGGUUUGGGUUCAAGGAACAUGGAAGUUUGGAUAAUUGUUUGAUAGUUUCAUUUGACAUGGCAAAUGAGGUGUUUACAUUGAUACCAAUGCCUCCAGUAAGUUUUUUCAUGAAGAAAAAGCUUACUGUGUAUGAGAAUAAUCUUGCCAUACUUUGUGAGAAAUGGAACGAAGUGACUAUUUGGAAGAAGGAAAUUGUAUGUAAAUCUAAAGGUGAAUGUGAAGUAUAUGAAGAAUCUGAAGGUGAAUAUGAUGAAGAUGAAGAUGUAGACGAUGGAAACGAAAUUGCCCUUUACAUGUUCAAUCCCGCUGCUAAUGAGUUUGAGAUGCAUGUUAAGCUUAGAUAUGACUAUGAAAAUGAAAUUUUCAAUUAUGUGGAAAGUCUUGUAUCAAUAGGCAAUAUCAACAUUGGAGAACCUUGA
Neltuma alba is the source of this 978-nucleotide messenger RNA. Its product is annotated as putative F-box/LRR-repeat/kelch-repeat protein At1g11620. The transcript is spliced from 3 exons. Gene Ontology annotation, molecular function: protein binding. The coding region runs from base 1 to 978 and encodes 325 amino acids. Lineage: Eukaryota; Viridiplantae; Streptophyta; Magnoliopsida; Fabales; Fabaceae. The record is from RefSeq and is a predicted model, not a curated record.